Molecule: messenger RNA, 882 nt
Organism: Arachis stenosperma
Lineage: Eukaryota; Viridiplantae; Streptophyta; Magnoliopsida; Fabales; Fabaceae
Exons: 1
Coding region: 1-882 (293 amino acids)
Source: RefSeq, a predicted model, not a curated record
AUGAGGCUUCUAAUGUCUUCUUCGAAUCAAGAUGAAGGUGAAAUGAAGAUAUUUGCUAAUUGGAUACUUGAUGUUGGAAAUGGAAAUAUUGGCUCUGUUGUUGGUGAUGAAUCAGAAGUUGAAAUUUCAGAUGAUCUAUUGAUUACAACUACUGAUGAUCCUCUCUCUCAUUUGGUAGACUUUGCAUAUCUAAAUUUGUUGCAAAACAUGUCAGAUUACAGGUAUUUUCAGAGUAGAGCAAUUCUUGCACCCACACUUAAGAGUGUCGAGAAGGUAAACAAUUUUGUCUUGACAAUCUUUCCAGGGAUGGAAAAGGAGUAUUUGAGCUCUGACACAACAUGUCAAGCUGAUGAAAAUGAAGAUGUAAAACAAGAGUGGUUCACACCAGAGUUUCUAAAUGACAUCAAAUGUUCGGGACCACUCAAUCACAAGUUGACUUUGAAGUCAGGAGUCGCUAUAAUACUAAUGCGAAACAUAGACCAGACUUCAGGUUUAUGCAACGGGACAAGAUUAAUAGUUAACAAACUUGGCAGCAACGUAAUUGGAGCGAUGGUAGUGACUGGUAGAAAUAUUGGAGAUAAAGUGUACAUUCCAAGAAUGAACUUGAUCCCUUCAGAUUCAGGAUUGCUAUUUAAGUUCCAACGGAGACAAUUUUCAUUAACAGUAUGCUUUGCAAUGACCAUUAACAUGAGUCAGGGUCAAUCAUUAUCACAUGUAUGGCUUUAUUUGCCAAAAUCAGUGUUCACCCAUAGACAACUUUAUGUUGCUUUGUCAAGAGUUAAGAGUCGCAGUAGCCUCAGGAUUUUAAUUCUAAACAAAGACGGCAAUCCAAAGUCAUCAACAACAAAUGUCGUGUUCAAAGAGGUUUUUAAUAAUAUUUAG